ACAUUACAGCUUUAGCCAUGCGUUAGAUAUGUUAAGAUUAUGCUGGACGCUGUCAAGAUAUGAUCCCAAUAGAACCUAAUCUAAAUCAUAACGAUGGGGUGUCUCUGCACGAAAACGCAAUCUCCAGACCAGUUUGAAGCGGAGAAGCAACGACCACCAGCACUAUGCUGCUUGUACGAGUCUCAUCCUCUCCGCAAACUAUGCAUCUACAUCGCUCGUUCCCGGCCGUUCGAGAUAUUCAUCUACCUGGCUAUCUUUGCGAACUGUGUCUCCCUGGCUAUGUACAAACCAAUGCCAAAAUCAGACGUGGACGAGACUUCGAGCGUUCUCGACACGUUAGAGUACAUUUUUAUCGGAAUUUUCUGGGUAGAGAGCAUAGUUAAGAUAAUAGCACAAGGGUUUAUGUGUCACCAUGGUUCUUAUCUUCGGUCUUUCUGGAACGUGCUGGACUUUUUCAUCGUUAUCGUCGGUACACUGAGUGUGAUGAAUUUAGAGACGGGAGGUAUAAAAGCGCUUAGAGCGUUGAGGGUUCUGCGGCCUCUCAAGUUCAUCGCAGGUUGUCGACCCCUGCAAGUGGUGAUGAAUUCCAUCCUGAUGGCUCUGAUACCGCUGAUGAACGUGGCAGUCCUCAUUCUCUUCUUCAUCAUCUUCUGUGCUAUAAUGGGCAUGGAGCUGUUCCGGGGCCAGUUCAACCAGGCAUGUGCGGACAUGCACACAGGGGAGAUCCCAGAGAACUACAAGCAUCCGUGUGACGAGACGCUACAGAUGGGGUUCAUGUGCCCCCAGUCCUACAACUGUGUGGACUGGCAGGGUCCCAACGAGGGUAUCACCACUUUCAACCACAUUGGGCUAGCUUCUCUCACUGUCUUCCAGAUCAUUACCCUGGAGGGGUGGACUGACAUCAUGUACUGGAGUAUGGACGCUAUUGGUCCAGAACUGCCACCACUCUUCUACUGCAACAUAGUGAUCUGGGGAGCCUUCUUCAUGCUCAAUCUGGUGCUUGGUGUGUUAGCGGGAGAGUUCUCCAAACAAAGGGAGAAGAUUGAAGCUAGGAAGGAGUACCUACGAAAGAAGAGGAACGACGAUUACAAGAAAGAACUGGAGGGCUACGAGUUGUGGAUCAGAGAGGGGGAGAAAAUAUCCGAGUGCGAAGCCAUCAAAGAACAACGUCGACUCGGAGGUAAAAACUCAUACGAUGGAAACCACCUAGAGGAUAGAUAUGAAGAUGUUUCCAACAUAUCUGAGGAUCAAAGAAAUAGCUUUGCGCGUUGUUGGCAGGACCUCUUCCCCUCGCUGCGUGAACGCAACCGGCUCCUCCGAGAGCGCACCGGUCAUAUGGUCAAAUCUAAAUCAAUGUACUGGGUUGUGAUGUUCCUCGUUACCAUGAACACAAUCAGCGUGUCAUUGAAGUGGUACGGCAUGCCCAGUGAAAUGAAUGGCAAUAUGAAACACGUUGAGUUUGUUUUUACCUUUAUAUUUAUAAUAGAAAUGACAAUAAGAAUGUACGGCCUGGGGAUCGAACAGUACUUCAAAUCAAAGUUCAACACAUUCGACUUCACAGUCAUUUUCGCUAGCUUAUUCGAACAAUUUUACGUGCAAUUUUUUAGUGGUGCAGACAUGGGCCUGACUGUGUUCAGAUCGCUGCGGUUGUUAAGACUAUUUAAAGUAACUCGGUAUUGGACGAGUUUGAGGAAUCUAGCUGCGGCCCUUCUCAACUCCCUCAAAUCAAUUGUCAGUCUCUUGUUCCUUCUCUUCCUCUUCCUCCUUAUUUUCGCCCUACUUGGAAUGCAGCUUUUUGGCGGACAUUUUGUUUUCGCAGAACAGGUUCCUAGGGUAAACUUCGAUAGUUUCCUCACUGCUCUGCUGGCGGUCUUUCAAAUGCUCACUGGAGAGGAUUGGAAUGUUAUUAUGUACAACGCCAUCAACGCCCUGGGUGGUUCUAAUAAUUAUAAAGGUGGUAUUUGUUCCAUAUAUUUCAUCGUAUUUAUGGUGAUAAUGAACUAUACUCUCCUAAACGUUUUCCUGGCCAUUGCCGUGGAUGGUCUGGCUGAUUUUGAGAUGAUGAACGAUGCGGAGAAGGAAGACGAGAAGAAAGAAGAAGCGGAGAAAGAUGCAAUGAUGCAGGAGCUGCACAACCUGGAUAACGUGGACGAGGGAGAUGAUGUUUCUGUCACCCGCCCAGCUUCAAUCGAGCUGAGGAACCGCAGCGCAGCGUACAAACAGGACUUCGGAGAUCACGUGGACAUGCCCAUCUCCAUCGAAGACAGCGACAUGUCGGACGAAGACGGUUUACCGGAACACGAUCCGGAUAACUGGAUUGGACCAAAGUCUGCGCGGUCCUGGCACAGUGAUGGGUCCCGGUCGCGCCGCACUCCGCGUCCUCAGACCACUACCGUACCUAUUGUCCCUCAUCCUUCUUUCUUUAUUUUCUCUUCCACUAACCCAUUGAGAAGAUUCUGUCACUGGAUUGUGAACCUGCGCCACUUUGAUAACUUCAUAUUGUUUAUAAUCUUACUGUCAUGUAUCAUGCAGAUGCUACAAAACCCUAAAGAUCUGGAGUCGGAUAACAAUAGGUUUAUUGAGUACCUGGAGUACGGAGUCACUGUCAUAUUCUGUCUGGAGAUGAUACUCCGUGUCAUAGACCUUGGUUUUGUCAUCCACCCUGGUUCCUAUCUCAGAGAUCCGUGGAACGUUCUCGACGCUGUGGUGGUUUUAGUCUCCAUACUAAGGGUUGCAGUGAAAGCUCCAACAGUAAAGCGGUUAACGAAUGUGAUGUUGUCGAUGAGGUCGCUGAAGUCCAUCAACAGGAUACAAAAGCUGAAGAACGUGUGCCUGUGCCUUAUCAAGAGUGUCGGAUCCAUCCUCAAUCUCCUCCUUAUUGCCAUCCUCCUUACUUUCAUGUUCAGCGUGAUGGGCGUUCACAUGUUGGAGGGAAAGUUCUUCUUCUGUACAGACUCGUCCAAGAAAACUAAACAAGAAUGCAUGGGCUCUUACUUUGCAUUUCCCUCAAACGACGCGGAGAACCGGAAGGUUGAGGAGCGGAAGUGGCAGCAGCACUUCUUCCGCUUUGACGACGUACAGUUAGCCAUGUUAACACUGUUCACUGUCGCUACAUUCGAGGGUUGGCCAGACGUUAUGACGAAUAUGAUGGACGCAAGCGAGAAAGAUCGGGGUCCGAUAGAGAACGCUAACCCGGCCCUCUGCAUCUACAUCGUUGUCUACCUCGUCGUUAUGUCCUUCUUCAUGAUCAACAUCUUCGUCGGUUUCGUAAUCGUCACCUUCCAGGAGAAGGGCGAGAAGGACAAUGAGAAUUCAAUACUCGAUCGGAACAAGCGGAGUUGCAUUGAGUUCUCGCUGAAGGUGAAGCCCCAAAACAAGUACAUUCCAAACAACGAGGAAGGGCUGCGGUACAAGCUGUGGCAGGUGGUGUCUUCCAACAUCUACACCAACCUUAUCAUGUUCAUCAUCUUCAUCAACACUAUCCAGCUCAUGAUGCCUUACCACGGUAUGUCAAGUGGUUACGAGACGGCACUGGAAACGGUCAACGCUAUCUUAGUGGCUGUCUUCACCAUAGAUAUAAUCCUGAAGUUGGCAGCGUACGGGGUCAAACAAUAUUUCCUAGGUGGAUCUUGGAAUGUGUUCGACUUUGUAGUCCUCGUGGGUUCUUUUGUUGACAUAAUGGUCAGCACUUGGUACACUGAUGACACGCAAGGAAAGGAUAAUUUCAUGAUAUCUCGGUUGGUUAAGAUGUUCCGCGCGGCUCGACUCAUCAAAUUGUUGAACUACGGCGGUGAAAUGCGGACCCUACUUUUUGUCUUCCUCAAGGCUCUAAAGAGUCUUCCCCAUGUCAUGUUCCUCGUGAUGUUGACAUUCUACAUCUACGCUAUCAUCGGAAUGCAGAUAUUCGGAAAGGUGGAAGCUGAUCCGGACAACAGCCCAGACUAUGUCAUCACCAGAUAUAACAACUUCGAGAGCUUUCAGAACGCCAUGAUUCUCCUUUUCAGAUGUUCUACUGGAGAAGCUUGGCACGCCAUAAUGCGCGACCUGACCCCUGAUCGAGCGUACUGCGGCGAAUCCUCUACAGAGGACUCCAACUGUGGGUCCUCCUUCUCCCAGAUUUACUUUUGUACUUUCGUCAUCACCUCCCAGUUCCUUGUCGUCAACCUGUUCGUCUCCGUUAUCAUCGACAACUUUGAUUAUCUUACCCGGGACAUGUCAAUAGUUGGUCUUCAUCAUUUAAAUAAGUUUGUUAGAAAAUGGGCUGAUUUUGAUCCAAAAGCUUCGGGCAGAAUAAAGCAUGAGGAUGUUAUAAAGUUGUUAAAGAGGAUAUCACCGCCCUUGGGGCUGGGUAAAAAGUGUCCAGAUCGUGUGGCGUACAUGAGAAUGAUAGGAAUGAACAUGCCGCUGUUACAAGACGGCACAGUCGAGUUUACCGCCACUUUAUUUGCUCUUGUAAGAACCUCUCUGGACAUCCACAUGCCUAAGGGAGUGAACGCUGUUUCUGAUAUGAAUAAAGAGCUUAAAAUGGAAAUCUGCCGAACUUUCCCUGGAAUGCGGUCCAAACUUUUGGAAAGAGUGCUUCCUGUAGAUGAGCCAGGCAAAGAAGUAGAGACAGUAGCCAAGAUAUACGCUACUCUUAUGAUCCAGAAGUUUUACAGACAUCUUCAAAAGAAGCGAGAAGAGGAGUUCCAGAAAUCACAACAGCAGCCUUUAGUGGCGGGUCUGCGGAUACCCCACGAGUUGAGUAGACCUUUAAAGAGACAGAUAUCAGGUGAACUGGACCUGGAGUCUGACGAUGAUGAGUAUAAUAACAUAAGUAAAAAGCCAGUACACAGUAUAGUAAGCAACCUGUUUAACUCCGUAAAACACAAGCGAGCAGACAAUUACAGGGGUACGGGUUCCACACCCAAACUUCCCCAUCGGACAUCUUCUAAAGACAUAGAGUUGGGGGAACUCAACAACAACAACAACAACAACAACAAUAAUUCUCCUAAUCUCUUAACAGUCCUGUCCUCAUCGCCGUCAGGAGACAUAUAGAGCCGUUAGAGUGGGGAAUAGCACUACACACUAGGGGUAACCGGGUCACAUGUCACUACACAUGUUGUCAACCCGCACAAUACGCAGCCAGUCUGUCCUCUCUCAGAUCAUUGUUUAGUCACGUCACACAUCACGUGACAGAAUGGUGACGUCACGUGACAGCGUGAUGACGUCACGUGACAGCGUGCUGAAGUUAAAUAUGACAGAUUGUCGAAAGGACCUGUGCUUGUACUGAAUCACAGGGUUAGGGUUAUGUAAAUAUUAGAUAGUUUAUUUUCAAUCCCGAUUUCAAAUUGGUUUGAAAUUAGCCGUUCAUCCUAUAGUCAUUACAUACAUGUUCACUGCUUGAAACAUAUUUGAUUCAUCACUGACUUUAUAAAGAAUUUAUGAUAAGAUUUGAUGUUUAAGUUAAAUAAAAGAGUUUUAUGGUAUAUAAUGUAUUAUGUAAAAAGAUACCUUGAAGAUGACGAAUUAUACGAAAUAUAUUAUUGUAGGGAGCGGUCAAAUGAUGUUUAAUGGUAAUAUUUGUGAAAAAACGUAUCUAAUUCCAACUGUACAGAACAAUAACAUUGAAAAUUGAAAUGCAUUUCGAAGAACCAAAAACUUUAAAAAUUAACUGCGAAGAAUUCAAUGAUAUGUAAAUUGUAAGUUUUUAGACCCACAACACAGUACUAUCAAAGUUUUUAUUUUCGCAUCUUUAAAUGAUAGCCCAGAUAUCAUUACACACAACUUUUAACCCUUAAUUAUGGCCUAAUUAUACUUUUUCAGCCUCUGCUUUGACCUUUUAUUGUUCUACAAAGCUGCCGUGUACAUUUAUUUAGUAAAUAUGAGCACCAGAUAUAAGUUAUGCCAGACCUGUAUUUACUCGCCUGUUCUUGCGUUUUGUGAUCUUGAAAUGACGCCAAUACAUGAAAUAAAUUGAGUACUUUAGCUUUGAAGAAAUAGCUAACGAGUAUUUAUGAUUUUAUUUUUGACUAUUUUCUUUUUCAUUGUA
Molecule: messenger RNA, 6031 nt
Organism: Bolinopsis microptera
Lineage: Eukaryota; Metazoa; Ctenophora; Tentaculata; Lobata; Bolinopsidae
Product: voltage-dependent R-type calcium channel subunit alpha-1E-like
Exons: 29
Coding region: 94-5037 (1647 amino acids)
Biological process (GO): calcium ion import across plasma membrane
Cellular component (GO): voltage-gated calcium channel complex; membrane
Molecular function (GO): high voltage-gated calcium channel activity
Source: RefSeq, a predicted model, not a curated record